Messenger RNA from Gavialis gangeticus (Gharial), 3019 nucleotides. RefSeq names its product leucine rich repeat containing 17 (gene LRRC17). The transcript is spliced from 4 exons. Gene Ontology annotation, molecular function: protein binding. NCBI's taxonomy places the organism in Eukaryota, Metazoa, Chordata, Crocodylia, Gavialidae. Bases 214 to 1527 code for a protein of 437 amino acids. The record is from RefSeq and is a predicted model, not a curated record.
AAAGACAGAAAUGAAAUGCAAACCUGAAUGCAACCUGAAAGGUCCAAAUAGAUGAGUUUGUGACAUCCUUUCCCGGAGCCCAGGGACUCCACAUACCCCAGCUGUGCCUCCUCAAUUUUAAACAACGCUGGUUUUAAGACUAUCCAACCUCAAAUUUCAAAGGAAUACUUGGCCUGUUCCACAGAAAGUAAUUGGAGCCAGCUGCAUGUCAGGAUGCGAGUAGUUACUAUUAUAAUACUACUUUUUCUGUGUAAAACUGCUGACUUGAGGAAGACAAGAAAUGGGAGCUUCAGAAACAAAGUGAAUAAUGGAAAGACAAGCAGGUUAAGGAAAGCAUCUAGCACAGUUAAGCGCUAUGCCCCAGGGCUGCCUUGUGAUAUAUAUACUUAUCUUCAUGAGAAAUACUUGGAUUGCCAAGAAAGAAAACUAAUGUUUGUGUCACCUAGUUGGCCUGAGGAUUUAAAACACAUGCUGCUAGCAAGAAACAGAAUUCGCAAAUUGAAGAAUAAUAUGUUUUCCAAGUAUAAACUAUUGAAAAGUCUGGAUUUACAACAGAAUGAAAUAGCAAAAAUUGAGAGUGAGGCUUUUUUUGGCUUAAGUAAACUUACCACACUUUUACUUCAGCAUAACCAGAUCAAGAUUUUAUCAGAGGAGGUUUUUAUUUACAUGCCCUUCCUAAGCUACCUACGUCUUUAUGAUAAUCCAUGGCAUUGCACCUGUGACCUGGAAACUCUUAUUACAAUGCUGCAGCUUCCAGCAAACAGGAAUUUGGGAAAUUAUGCCAAGUGUGCACUUCCAACAGAACUGAAAGAUCAAAAACUAAAGCAAAUAAAAAUUGAACAUCUGUGCAGCGAGGAGGAAAGAUUGCACCCUAAAAGUAUAGUAAAAAAGCCUAAAAUUGCCAAACCAGAAUUUGAUUCCUCUCUCUGCCACAUUUAUGUGUUUCCUGUACAAACACUGGAUUGCAAAAGAAAAGAGUUAAAGAAAGUUCCAGGUAACAUACCUCCAGAUAUUGUUAAACUCGAUAUGUCCAACAAUAAAAUCAAACAACUGCAAGCUAAGGAGUUUGAAGAUGUUAGCGAAUUGAAGAUACUAAACCUCAGCGGUAAUGGAAUAGUUUAUAUAGAUCCUGCUGCCUUUUCAGGGCUCAUUAAUUUAGAGGAACUAGAUUUAUCAAACAACAGCCUGCAAAAUUUUGAAUAUGGAGUAUUAGAAGAUCUGUAUUUUUUGAAAUUACUGUGGCUUCGAGAGAACCCUUGGAGAUGUGAUUACAACAUUCAUUACCUUUUUUACUGGUUAAGGCAUCACUACAGUGUUCACUACAAUGGUCUGGAAUGCAAAAUGCCUGAGGAAUACAAAGGGUGGUCUGUUGGAAAAUACAUUCGGAGUUAUUAUGAGGAGUGUCCAAAAGACAAGCUACCAGUUUAUCCAGAAACAGACAAAGAGGAUGAGGAGUGGGAACGACACAAAGAACAAUCGGUUCAAACAAUAAAGAAGCAUGGUGUGAUUGUCACUGUAAUUGGCUAAUUAGGAAAUUUGUUUUAUUACUAGAUUCAACAAGUAUUUGAUACAUUUGUCAGAAAAAAAAUCCUAUUGUUUACAUUUUGUUGAUUGGGUUGAUUGUCCAUAAAGGAAUAUUUGCCUACAAAGAUUUCUUUUUUCCAUUUACUAAUUACAUGGUGGCAUCAGUUAUAGAACAUCAUUUAUAAACUAUUUCUGAUAAUUUGUUUUGGAUCAGUCUCAUCAAGUGUCUGGAUAUCUAUUUGAACCUGCACAAGAUAAAUGGAUAGACAUAGCUAUAAAUCUGUGUUGGAAAGGAGCUGUUUUGUAUAAACCAAGGAAAAGAUCCUGCAAUUUGAUCUACCUGAGUAGAUGCUGCUUCUGCAUGGAACUCACUGCAGCAUUGGGACCAACUCUCUUCUCUGCUGAAUGUAUUGCCAUUUCUUUACCUUUCAGUUCCAUGAACUUCAUGGCAAUGUUCUGUAAUUUUUUUUUAUAUCAGCUGUCUUGUAUGUGGUAUCAUAAAAAAUCCAAUUGUAGUCUAAAGUGAAAUAGAGUUCAGUGAAUGCUGUGCUGGUACAGAGAUGCCUAGUGAUUAGGAUAUAAGACUGUGACUCAAGAGACUUGGGUACUGUUAUAUGCUCUGGUACAGAUUUCCUAUCUGACCAUGGGCAAAUCACUUAGUAUCUCCAGGUCUCAGUUCCCCCAUCUGCAAGCAGAGAUAAGCAGUACUUCCUUACCUCACAGGAUGUUAUAAAAACAGUUAUAUUAAAUGUUAUCAGGUGUUCCAAUACUAUGGAAAUGAGGCUUCACAAGUACCCUAGACAGGUAGUGAAUACCUCUCAGGGAAACGACUCUUGCUGGAUGUUCUCAGUAAAGAGAACGUCCUUAUAUAAACAUUAUUUUAUUGACUGAUAGCAUUCAGCAUUUAUAUAAUGCUUCUUGUUUUCAAACUUCCAGAUUAACUAACAAACAACAGGUCUUAAAGACAAGCAUGGCAGUCCCCGUUUUAUAGGUAAGAAGCUCAAGCCUAUGCAAGUGGAUCAGGAGCAUGAUCAGAACUCAGGCUUUCCCAGUGCAAACUCUAAAACACGAUUCCUCUUUGCCAUCCACAAGAGUUAUGCUGGUGUUCAGGCAACAGAAUCAGGGUAUUAGAGUACACUGCUUCUACAAAAGCUUCAAGCUUCAAAACUUCAUAAAAGGACCAUCAGUUGAAUCAAUCGCCUGUCUCCAAUUGCUCAAAACCUUUAUAGAGAAAUUAUUUAAAGAAAAGGAAAGAAUCUCUAUUAACAGAGAACAUGAAAUCGAAGGCUCACAAGGAGUGACAAUGCCCUACAGGCAAAGCCUUCAUCAUGGACAUAGUUCAACCAAUGACAUUUUAAGAUGUAAGGAGAUAAAGACAGGCUCCUACAACAACACCUAAAGAAAGCCAGAAAACUGGAGGUGGUAUCUGUUAAGAUUUUUGAGAAUCUAAGAAAAAUAUAAAAUAAAGAAAUACUCUUCUUUGCCCUUAAAAUAA